Molecule: messenger RNA, 2269 nt
Organism: Portunus trituberculatus (swimming crab)
Lineage: Eukaryota; Metazoa; Arthropoda; Malacostraca; Decapoda; Portunidae
Product: acyl-coenzyme A thioesterase 9, mitochondrial-like
Exons: 11
Coding region: 64-1641 (525 amino acids)
Biological process (GO): acyl-CoA metabolic process
Cellular component (GO): mitochondrion
Molecular function (GO): fatty acyl-CoA hydrolase activity
Source: RefSeq, a predicted model, not a curated record
UAAUAUGAGUGUUAGUAUAAUCGGAAGACUUUAUCAGAUAUGUAUUGGAUUAUGACCGCAUGAAUGGUGAUAAGGAAGGAGGGAGAGGGUUCGAGAGGCACUCUUGGUAGUGCCCACCCCCCCAAUCAGCUGGCGUCUGGUAGUGUUGAGCGCCACACCUCCACGGCUCCACCACCAGUCCACCACCACUACUGUGGCGCUCAGUGCCAGGCCGCUACCUCACCUCGCCCUCACCUUUCUGCACACAAAAUGAGUCUCAAAUCGCUGUCACGCGUGCUUCCCCAGUCAUAUAAAUGUGGAUCUAAGCUUAUGAAGAAAAUUGUCAGUGGAGGCUGUUUGCCCAACCCCUCAGCAGCAGCAGCACCAGGAACACGGUUUCUGCAUGUGCCGGGAGCCAAUGACACACCCACACAGACAAUCAGGGAUGUAAUAAGCAACCUGACCAGCAAGGUUGGUGCGGCUCGUAGCUUCACAGAGACUAUAGACCGCAGUCAUCUACUUAAGCUACUGCCACGCUCCCAGGAUGAACUGCCACCACGGACCAUGAAGGACAGUUGGGACAGUGCCAUUAUUCCUCUUGGUUCAGAGGAGAGGCUGCGAGAGAAAUAUGUCACCUUCAUGGGCGGUGUGAGGGUGGGCCGCCUCCUGGAAGAUCUGGAUGUGUUUGCUGUGUGGCUAUGUUACAAACACAUCAAGAAUCCACGCCAAACAUCAGACUUACCAAGUCCCUACAGUAUUGUAACAGCACUGGUGGAUCGCAUUGACUUUAACCAAGGUUGGUCCUUGCAUCCCGAUAGAGACAUUCGUAUCUCUGGCCACGUGUCUUGGGCAGGUCGCUCCUCACUGGAAACCAUCAUCAGUGUGGAGCAGCGAGUGGAUAAUGCUUGGAAACAGGUAACACGAGCAGUCUUUGUGAUGGUUGCCCGUGAUCCACUGAAUCAGGGCUCAGCUGUUGUCAAUCCUCUGGUGUGUGAAACCCCAGAGGAGAAGAAGAUCUACCAGGCUGGUGAGGUGAACAAAUUACACCGCAAGAUGCUCCAGGAGGAGAGUUUGUUCCGAGUCCCUCCCAAUGAAACAGAAAAGACAUUAGUUCAUGAGCUGUUCAUGUCACUGGCCAAUCCCAAAGAAUUGUCCUUCACCUCCAAGAAGGAGCCAGAGAACUCAAUGUGGAUGGAGGACACCAAACUCAAGAAUCUCAUCAUCUGCCAUCCUGAGUCUCGCAAUAUCUUCAACAAAAUCUUUGGUGGCUACUUGAUGCGAGUGGCAUUUGAAUUAUCCUUGGUCAAUGCUCAAUUGUUUAGUAAGCAGCGGCCCAGGUGCCGACACAUCGAUGACAUCUUGUUUCGUAGGCCAGUGGAAAUUGGCUCACUGCUCUACUUGAAUUCACAGGUGGUAUACACUGAGGGGUCCCGCAUGCAGAUCAGCACCAAGGCGAGUGUCAUGGAUGCAGCCACGUCAUCUAUCAAUCUCACCAACAUCUUUCACUUCACUUUUGAGGCUGAUCAGCCUGUGCCCACUUCCCUUCCUAAGACUUACCAUGAAUCCAUGCUGUACCUUGAUGGCCGCCGCCACUAUCAGCUGGUGACGGGGGCACGCAAAUUCUAUGGCCAAGGAGAAAUUUCAUCUGAUUCCUCAUUUUAGUUAAGAAUUAGAGUGCUGAACCAAAGAGCUGCUCCCAGAUUGUCUGAGGCAUUUUGAAGACAGGUAUUUGUAUAAUAGUGACUGUUGAGACUUUUGUUAACUGGCACAUUUUUAUUCUUGUACUGUUGUCCUUGUACUUGUAGAGAAGGUAUUAGUAAGAAAAAUUCUUAUUAUUUCCCUACAAAAAGUAAUGCUUGUCUUGAGAUUGCUCCAUUAAACAGAAAUGAAAUAGCCAUGACCUCUGACACAGUGUCUGUAUUAUGGAGUCUAAAAAAACUGGUAGUUGUUCUAUAUAAAGGUUACAAGAAGAAAAACAAGUGAUCUGUAUCAUAAGAACAAUUAUGUAUAUAGGAAGAAGGACUGAGAUCCAAUACUCAUGUAAUGAGGUUCAACUAUGCCCAAUCAACUUAUCAAAAAUGCUUCAAGAGGGAAGGUGGGAUGACUUGUACCAUUGAUACUAUCAGUGUUGGAAAUCAUGAUUGCAUAAGACCAGUACUGCUGGAACAUUUUGAAUUUGAUAUUUUUUAUAUUCAUUCAGAAUUAUUUUCAACUUUACUUAUGCACUGCAGACAGAUGCUUGAUGGUAUUAUAGCAGUCACAUAUAUAAGCCAGUAAAUCAAAAGUUAUG